AUGGGUGGUAGAAGAUGGUUGUGGUGCAUCCUAGUUGUUUCCCUCCUGCUAUUCAUCUCUUUAGAAGCUGCCAUUGCUGAAGGCGAAGGUGGCAAAGGCAAUAAUGGAGGCGAUCAUGGCGAUGGGGGCAAGGGCAGCAAUGAUCAGGGCCAAAACACCAAUGAUCAGGGCCAGAACAACAAUGAUCAAGGCGAGAACAAUAAUGGCCAGGGGCAGAACCACAACAACAAUAAUGGCAACAAUAACGAUCACAAUGGCAAAAAUGGUGGGGAUGGCAAUGAUAACAGUGGAAAAAAUGGUGGCCAGGGAAGUGAUAACAGUGGAAGAGGUGGUGGCAGAAAUGGUGACAAAAACAAGGGGCCACCACCUCCACCGUCAUACCCGCCUCCAUCUCUAACUCCGCCAUCAAAAUUGCCUCCAUCCCAACCUCCGUCAUUACCUCUACCUCCAUCACAGACGCCUCCAUCAAUACCCCCACCAUCCAAUUCCCCUCCAUCUCUUCCUCCCCCAUCACAAUCCCCUCCAUCUACUUCUCCACCUUCAACAGGCGAUUCCACUGACUACUAUGAGGUGUCACCCACGGAAAGGACAGGACAAGAACGAUUCUUCUGCACAGCAACGAGUGCAUGCUUUUGGAAGAUCCUCACUUGCCCAUCUGAGUGCCCUUCUAGGAAGCCCAAGGACAAUAAGAAUAAAGGAUGCUUCGUUGAUUGCAGCAGCAAGUGCGAGGCCAGUUGCAAGUGGAGAAAACCUCAAUGUGAUGGGUUUGGCUCUUUAUGCUAUGAUCCUCGGUUUGUUGGGGGUGAUGGUAUGAUGUUUUACUUCCAUGGAUCAAAAGGAAGCGAUUUCACCAUUGUCUCAGAUGACGACCUCCAAAUCAAUGCUCACUUCAUUGGAACUCGACCAGAGGGUAGGACCCGCGACUUCACUUGGGUUCAAGCUCUCUCAAUAAUGUUCGACACCCACACACUUGUCCUAGCUGCUAAGAGAGUCUCCAGAUGGGAUGACAAGGUUGAUGCUCUGAUUGCGAAGUGGGACAAUGAGAUGAUUAACAUCCCAACAGAUGGAGAAGCUGAGUGGAAAAUCAACACUGGAAAUAGGGUUGUGGUUGUCGAAAGAACCGAUGAUCAUAACACAGUCAGGGCCACAGUCUCGGGACUGGUGCAGGUGGAUGUCAGGGUGACCCCAAUUGGUGAACAAGAAAACAAGGUUCACAAUUACCAGAUACCAUCUGAUGAUGCAUUUGCUCAUUUGGAGACACAAUUCAAGUUCUUCAAGCUUUCUGAUUCUGUGGAGGGAGUUCUUGGGAAGAGUUACCAGCCAGGAUUUGUAGGCCCAGCCAAGAUGGGAGUGGCCAUGCCACUGAUGGGUGGGGAGGAUAAAUACCAGACUCCAUCACUUACUUCACCGCUAUGCAAAUUAUGCAGGUUCCAGAGGCCCUCCAUCUCCAUGGUUACUGCAAUCUGA
This is a messenger RNA of Coffea eugenioides, 1467 nucleotides long. RefSeq lists its product as uncharacterized. The transcript has 2 exons. The coding region runs from base 1 to 1467 and encodes 488 amino acids. Lineage: Eukaryota; Viridiplantae; Streptophyta; Magnoliopsida; Gentianales; Rubiaceae. The record is from RefSeq and is a predicted model, not a curated record.